Messenger RNA from Thalassophryne amazonica, 1902 nucleotides. Its product is annotated as opioid growth factor receptor-like. The record is from RefSeq and is a predicted model, not a curated record. Gene Ontology annotation, molecular function: opioid growth factor receptor activity. The transcript is spliced from 8 exons. Bases 35 to 1192 code for a protein of 385 amino acids. Gene Ontology annotation, cellular component: membrane. NCBI's taxonomy places the organism in Eukaryota, Metazoa, Chordata, Actinopteri, Batrachoidiformes, Batrachoididae.
CUUCGUCCGCACUAAACUGCAGCUCUCCGGCAGGAUGACCUGCGCGUGUUUCACCAGAGUGACGAGAGGUUUAGAGCGAUUAUGUCACGGCACCGUUUUUCUGUUAUUUCACCCCAGAAGAAUCUGGGCCGUCUUCACAGUAGGUGCGUUAUUGGCGUUAGUGUACCGCCGGAGAAGUGACGGUGAAAGUUCUGACAAAGGAGGACCUUCAGCCUUGGCAGGGGACGAAGAGGCUCCGACAGCGUCCCGGAAAGGUAACAGGGUCUGGGCAUCGAACCAGCAACCCGUUACAGGUUCACGGUGGGACGUGGAGGAAGACCUCGACAGAGGAGAAACUCGAGAAACCACCGAAGACUUUUACUGCGAGUAUGAUUCAACCUGGGACAGCGACCACGAAGACCACGAGAUCGAACCCCGCCGGAGUGUCCGGACACGAGGGUCGAACUCACUGAGAUUUCAUCGAUUCAGAUCUGCAGCGAAAGACAUGCAGGCAUACAGAAGGGACUACCCUCAUCAACGGAGCUGGAACCAGCACAGACCAGAUAAGCAGAAUUUGGCUUUCUACCGUGGAGAAAGGGCCUCUUCACCUGACGGCGUUUACAUACAGGAUUUCCACAAUAAGUGGUUUAGAAUGUACGACAAACUGGAGUAUACACACACCUUUAUUCAGUGGUUGUUCCCACUUCAAGAGCGAGGAAUGAAUCCUGAAGCCUUUGAGCUGACCAAAGAAGAAAUCACUUAUUUUCUUGAAGAUUGUACAGCCAAGGACAAUCUGGUGGCAUCAUACAAGCUCAUGUUAAAUUUCUACGGCAUCAUUUUGUUAAAUGAAGAAACAGGUGAGGUGGGAAAAGCAGAGAACUGGCAAGAGAGAUUUGACAACCUGGACAGUCACACCCAUAACAACCUGCGAAUAACCCGUAUUUUGAAGUGCCUUGGAACACUGGGAUUUUGUCACUACCAAGCUCCCCUGGUCCAGUUCUUCCUGGAGGAAACGCUUCUCCAUGGUGAACUUCCAAAUGUCAAGUACAGCAUGCUCAACUACUUCAUUUUUACGGUCCGUAACAAGCAAAAACGCCAGAAACUUAUCGAAUUUGCCUAUUUAAACUUUAGUCCUGAGGAGGAAUUUGUGUGGUGCCCAAAGAAGAUACAGAUGAGAUGGUUAGCAGAGAAAAGAAAAGCUAACAACAGGUAGAAAAGGUAACAUCUGCUCUAAAGGUUCAAAAACAUUGGUGGCCCUUUUUUCUGAGGCUUUUGAAUUAUGUGGAGAUGUUGCAUUUUAGUAGUGGUUUGGAUAUGGAAAGUGAAUUCAAAUCCUGCAGUAUGUCAUUGAUCGGCAAUAAAUAAUCCAGAGAUCAAUGACUUGAAAGGUGUUUUUUUUUUCUCAAACUGUGUAUGACCUUGUGAACUAGAAAAAAAUGUUCAAAAGCAAGAAAGUACUUUGAGCCAGACGCUUUAAUUGGAGUAGGAUAAGUGCUCCAACAGCGGGGUGACAAUCUUCCAGUAGACUGUGUAUCAGCCAAAAAGUAAAACGUGCACUUAAUGAUGCCAACCGUGCUGUUAGUUUUACUUUUACCAUCAGCUGGUGGAGGUCUACAGAAAUCAAAGAGCAACAUAAAGUCACUGCCAAAUUACUGCAUAAGUGUUGAUACAGGCCAAAGCAAAACAGGUGAAACGUACUCCAUAUACUCGUAUACCACAUUAUCUUAAGCUGUAAACAUUUAGGACAACGUAUGCUUUUGCUUUAAUAAAUUUAAAGUGUCAUCAUCUUCUGAAGUAACAAUACACUGUACAGUUAGUCUUGUAUCACAGUUAACUUUGCUUUUCUUUGAAUAUAUGGUGUUCUUUUUUAUGUGAAAUUUUCACAGGAAUUGCCUCUAAACUACUGUAAGCUUGAGAUAUAAA